Mollisia scopiformis is the source of this 1168-nucleotide messenger RNA. RefSeq lists its product as uncharacterized. Gene Ontology annotation, molecular function: DNA-binding transcription factor activity. The record is from RefSeq and is a predicted model, not a curated record. The transcript has 2 exons. Gene Ontology annotation, biological process: regulation of DNA-templated transcription. The coding region runs from base 121 to 1068 and encodes 315 amino acids. Lineage: Eukaryota; Fungi; Ascomycota; Leotiomycetes; Helotiales; Mollisiaceae.
GCAUGUACGCAAGGCAAAUUGAACCUCGAGUUGGAUAUGGCCGAGAGGUCUGGUUGUGUAUGGAGAUAAUUAUCUGUCCAUAGUCUUUUUUUCUGUAAUGUCUAUCAUUUUCAGCAGGUGAUGCACCUACCAGCUACGAAACGACCUGAGAGCUCCAAUUUAUUUGAUAAGAGAAGCCAAGAGGUAUCCACUUGCGGGAUGGGCCGAAAGAUCUCGGCAGCAUGGAGCGCCAUCUCCGACCAGAGAGAGCGUCGAAAAGCCCAGAAUCGACUUUCUCAAAGAAAGAAACGUCAGCGAGAUACCCAGAAGCACUACACAGAAUCGAAUAUACUUCAAGACGUCAACGGGUUGGAAAACAGAUGCCAUGGUUUCAGUUCUACUUUCAAUGAUACUCCACUAGACGAAUGGCUAGAUUGCGACCAAAUCGAUCUCGAAAUCUCAGAGCCAAGCUUCACGUUCCACAUUCCAGAUGACCACCUUUCAUUCCCAGAGCCUCUCGAUCCUUUAGAUUCCAACAAUCAAACUUUUGACCUCAGUUUAUACCAACCUAUCUGCUCCAACUUCGACUCCGACAAUGAUGCUUUGAUUUCGACCAUAGGACCUGAGGAGAUCUUUAACUGGUUCGAGACCAGAUAUCCGGAUGUGGAAAGAGCCGCAGCCUCAUCGCCUCUCUCUGCUCCAGGGGAAUGCACUUCUUUCACGCCAUGGUCUUCGAGCCUUGUACUGGUGGACUCUGAAUCUCUGAGCGCAGCAGAUUACGCAUUUCAAGAGCAUGGCUUGGCCCCGUCGCCCACGGCUCCAUUAAAUGAGCGACUCGAGUUUCUUCUAUCCAUAGCGCAACAUAUAGGCUUCUCAUCGCUCGAUGAAGUGCUUCUGUCAUACUACACAGGGAGAUUUGAUACACCACCUGCGUUCAGAGAGGCACAAUGUCGGGACCUGAGCAAUCUACUCACCCACCCUUUACAGACUUCACAUCAAUGCUCGGGUUGGGAGUCUGACGGAGUGCAAGAAGAGAGUGAUGCUGUAGAGUUUGUUCAUCAGGCAGUGGAUAACCAUGAAGCUGAGUAAAGAGCUGGAACACUGGCAGAAACUGUGAUAUCCCGAAUAAUGUACAACUGAUUAAAUUCAAGAAAAGACGUCAAGCAUCGUCAAAUCGUAUGCUGAUGGC